Molecule: messenger RNA, 1330 nt
Organism: Spizellomyces punctatus DAOM BR117
Lineage: Eukaryota; Fungi; Chytridiomycota; Chytridiomycetes; Spizellomycetales; Spizellomycetaceae
Product: UDP-glucose 4-epimerase
Exons: 2
Coding region: 26-1237 (403 amino acids)
Biological process (GO): beta-D-galactose catabolic process via UDP-galactose, Leloir pathway
Cellular component (GO): cytosol
Molecular function (GO): UDP-glucose 4-epimerase activity
Source: RefSeq, a predicted model, not a curated record
GCUCUUCUAUAACAAUUGUUCUUAUAUGAUGGUUGUUGUGCGUACUCACUCUCUCGUCAAAGUCAGGGACUCUGUACCUUGUAGCAUACACCCAAAUAUGCCUGUGACAGUUCAAGAUGGUGCCGACAAGCUCCAUGUGCUAGUUACGGGUGGGGCAGGGUACAUUGGAUCUCAUACGGUCUUCGAACUAUUGCAGAGCGGAUACAAAGUCUCGGUUAUAGACAAUCUUAGUAAUUCUACUGAAGAAUCUCUCCGUCGCGUCUCCCAGCUCACCUCGUCCAAGAUUCAUUUCUACGAAGGAGACCUUUUGGACUCUGCAUUCCUCGAAUCUGUUUUUGCUCGACAACCUAUUUGGGCUGUGAUCCACUUUGCUGCUCUCAAAUCAGCUCCCGAGUCCGUGCACAAGCCCUUGGACUACUAUCGUGUGAAUGUCGCCGGCACUAUCAACUUGUUAACAACAAUGUCCCGCCACGGUGUCCAUCGGUUGGUCUUUUCCUCGACGGCGGCGGUAUACGGAACCCCAGAGAUGAACACCACGUUGAUUCCUGAGACCCACGCAACCUCUCCAGCUAAUCCUUAUGGAAGGUCAAAGCUAAUGGUCGAAAACAUCAUUCGCGACAUGUGUGAAGCACAUAAACCCUUGGCCGGGGUCAUUCUGCGAUAUUUCAACCCGGUGGGUGCACAUGAGAGUGGAAUGAUUGGCGAAGACCCUAAAGGCGGACCAGGGAACCUCAUGCCAUUCGUUCUACAAGUUAUGACGGGAGAACGAUCUCAUCUGGAAAUCACUGGAGUGGACUGGCCAACGUGUGAUGGCUCCGGUGUACGAGACUUUAUUCAUGUUGUCGACCUCGCUCGAGGACAUGUAGAAGCUCUCCGCCACGCCAAUGUUUUAUCAUGCGAAGGUGGCGCAUGGGAUAUAAUUAACAUGGGUACCGGAAGCGGUACAUCAGUCCUUCAAAUGGUCAAUGCGAUGGAAAAAAGCACGGGACUAUCGAUCCCUGUCCGGAGCGCGCCACGACGGGAUGGCGACGUUGCAGAAGUGGUUGCCGAUCCAGCUAGAGCACAUAAGGUGCUCGGAUGGAAAGCGAUCAAGAAUCUGGAGGACAUGUGCAGGGAUGCCUGGAACUGGCGACUGCAAAAUCCACAGGGAUACGACACCGCCCAAUCCUCUUCAGAGGAUCCAGGCAAGAGAUUGAUCAGGAGGAGCAGUAACAAGAACAAGAAUUUGCAUGCGUAGGUUUUUGUAUUUAAACUGAUAUUUUUUUGUACAUAGCCAUUAGUGGCAUCAUUUUUUUUAUAUAUAUAUAUCUCUGUUUACCCUAACAUCGAA